AUGGGCAGUAACCGUGCCCUCCACCCGGAGGAGCUUUUUAUCAAUGAUUCUGCCCAGGAAUCUCCCGUCAUUGGGCCUCUUCGCAUCAGCAAACAGGGCUCCUCGUCCCCAGCUUCGGCUUCGGGUUCAAGCCCCCCGCCGAAUGCCCCGCUGCCUUACCCCGACGACCGUCAACGUCCUCAAAUGCGCACGUCGAGCUCCAGUGAUCGGUAUCCAGAUGGUCGCUAUGAUUCACCAACAGUUGGAUCUGGCUCCAUAAGUCCGAAUGAAUACCCUUCAGCCUUGCGCCCGCGGGACGGUCGCGAGCCCCGCAUCGCAACCUUGGCUGAGCGCAGAGGUACCGCCCCUAAACCGUUGCCUGAAUCGCCAGGACACGAUGCGCCAGAUCGCGAGGCUCUGGCCGCGAGGAUAUAUCCUCGCCCUCCAGCUGGUCCUGCCCCUGCCCCGCCAUCGGACGUAAACACGAACCAAUAUGACAGCCAGCAACAAUACUACCCGCCUCCCCAACGACAAAGUUCCGUGUCUGCGGCCCGUCCCCCAUCCAGUCUUCAGGCCCCACAGAACCCGCUCAACCGCUUCAGCUCAACCGCCUCGACAUCAACAACCCGUGCCCAGCGUGGUUCGCCUCCGCCGCCGGAGACCCCCGUUGCUGGACCGGGCCAACAGCCCACUUCUGAUAUCGAGGCCCGGUAUGCCGCAGCCGGUAUUGCAGGAACUGGCACUUUGCAGGGCAUGCAACCGCACAACGUUGCCGCCCAGAGACGAGCGCAACAAUACUCGGGCCAACAGCCGACUUUCCAGCAGCCCGCUCAACCCCCUCAACCGCGUCCGUGGACUCCGACCGAGCAGCCAGGGUCUCAACCUCAUGGCCCUCCCACAGUCUAUCAGGGCGCAGAUGUCGUGAGUGAGAAUGGCCAAGGCCCUGCUCAUCCGGGCCAGGGGGGUAUAGUAGCCCACCACCACAGGCUCAUCCAGGUCAAUACAGCAGCCCGCCUCCACAGUCUCACCCUGGGCAAUACAGUAGCCCCCCCGCCGCAAGCUCAUCCAGGUCAAUACGGCACACCGCAGCCACAGACCCAUCCCGCCCAAUACAGUAGCCCUCCACCACAAGCUCACUCAAGUCAAUACAGUGGGUCUCCGUCUCAACAACGCCCUGGAUCUGUGCCGCAACAACAGGAACAACCAGGGAGAGCACCCUCAAACCCUCUGGAACAAGACAUGGAUCGGAUGCGUCUGAGCUCAUCGCCUCCCCCUGCCUAUUCAAGCGUCUCUGGCCCCUCAACUUCAAGUAGCUACCCCGUUGAGAAGGCAAGCGGUGCAGCUGGAGCCGCAGCCGCAGCCGGAGCCGGAAUGAUACACCCCGCUCUAGCAAACCAGUCUCACCCUGCCACAGCAAAUGCGGCAUCUCCACCGGCGGUGUCCGCUCAAGACCAUCCCGCCUUUGCAAAUGAUCCAAGGCAGCAACCGCAGCAAGCGAAUCAGUCGCCGCAACCCUCUGUUGCCAGUGACUUGUCGGGUUUCCAUCACCAGACAGUGCAGGUCGCUUCUCCUGGUCCUUCCGGGGCAACCCCGGCGUCUCCACCGCCUCUCCCCGAAGGAUGGAUUGCCCACAUGGACCCGAGCACGGGGCAGUACUAUUAUAUUCAUCUCCCUACACAGUCCACCCAGUGGGAGUUCCCCAAAGGCCCUACACCGCUCAACCUGAACGACACACCCUUGUCUCCCGUUGCCAGUGUGUACAGCUCUAAUCCACUGGCUUCUCCGGGUCUUUCAGCCUUCGGCAAACAACCUCUUGCCUCGCCUGGUAUGCCAUUAACUCCUGGAUUUGAAAGCCUGCAAUCGCCCAUGGUGACUGGUUUCUCCGGUCCUCCGCCCAGCAGUGGCAUGGAUCUGUACAAGACCACCCCCACCAACGGGGUGUACUUUGGUCCCUACCUGCGCUACACCAACAUGGAUAUCGAGCGUGGAGUCUGGUUAGGAUCGAUUCUACUCGUGACGGACGCUGCUCAGCCACCAACAAUCCACAUGCAUCAAAGCAUGGAUCUGUCUCCAAACCCGCGCCAGUUGAAGGCGCAAAACAUCGCCGCUCACCAGCGCUGGACGUUCUACAGGUACGAUAUUGAUAUACAGAUGGAUGAUGCGGGCCCUGCAAAAUGGACAUACGCCAUCACCUCCCACCUUGGCUGCACCCGCUAUGAGUUCUUGGUCGCUGGUCGACACGAGACAAAUUGGCGGUUCAUCUCCACCUCCGGAAAUGACUUCUCGCUCAGUGUAAACGCCAAUGAACGUGCUCGUCUGGGCGGUGCAGGCUACAUGUGGAAAGACAUCAUGCAGAAGCACAAUGAAAUUGGUGGAUUCCACGCCCAACUAUGUCUCGGCGGUCAGAUCUAUGCAGAUCGCAUGUGGAAAGAGAUUCCAUCUCUCAAGCAGUGGCUGACUCUCAGUGGAAAGGAAUCCAGAAAGAACGCGCCUUGGACUGCGGCUAACCAGCAGGAUGUGUCCCAUGCGUACUUCCACUACUACACCAGCCAUUUCGAUCAGCCCUACAUCCGGGAAUCAUUCGCGCAGAUCCCCUACAUCUGCCAGAUUGACGAUCACGAUAUCUUCGAUGGCUUCGGCUCCUACCCCGAGCACAUGCAGUUCUCCAACAUGUUUAAAAACAUUGGUCGCAUCGGAAUCGAAAUGUACCUACUUUUCCAGCAUCACACAACCCUCGAUCUCCUCCGCAAUGUCAACAAUGACAUGGACCUCUUCACCAUCACCGGCACAGGCUGGCACUUUGUCAAAUACCUCGGUCCCGGAGUUGUGGUCGUCGGUCCCGACUGCCGCUCGGAACGAAACCCUCAUCAGGUCAUGGCUGGUCCCACGUACCAGGGUCUCUUCCCGAAGAUCGCAAUGCUUCCACCGAGUGUGCAACAUUGUCUUUGGAUGGUCGCCGUGCCACUGAUCUAUCCCCGAUUGGAAACGGCAGAGCACAUCGCCCAGACCGUUGCCACUGGAAAACGUGCCGUCACCGGUGCUUACAACGUCCUGGGCAAGGUCACGAGCUCCGUGGCUGGCGUAGUUGGCGCCAAGGACUUUGUAGGCUCUGGCUUUGACUCCGUGAAGCGGGCAGUGGGCAAGUCAGGUCUUAUGGGUGGAAUCCUGAGUCCAUUCGGCGAGUUCAACUCUAUGGAUGAGCUGCGGGAUCAAUGGACGCACGAAUCCAAGGACCUCGAGCGCACAUACUUGAUCCGUACCCUCCAAGGUAUAGCUCACCAAAAGUCCCUGCGUAUGACCUUCCUCUCUGGAGCUGUCAAUGUCUGCGGCGCGGGUCUCGUCCACGACCCUUCAAACCCCUCGGACCACAAGACGAUGUACCAACUCAUCGCCUCGCCCGUCGUUAACACACCUCCCCCCUCGUACAUCAUCAAGCUCCUGCACAGUCACAACAAGCCACUGUACAUCCCAGCCAAUGGCCAUCGGUCAUCUGGUCAGCCCAGCGACACCAAGGAAGACAUGAUGGAGAUCUUCCAGACAGACGUCAACGGCCAGGCUCGCGAGCACCGCAAGCUCAUGGGCCGUCGAAACUACGUUGCUAUUGUUGCCUAUGACCCGGACACUGUGAGCUCACCUUAUGGCCAAGCGCCGCAGAGCUCCAAGAGUAAGCUCAGUCUGGCGGCGGACUUUAUGGUGCAGGGCGAGGGAUCGCUCGGCAAUGUGGUCAAGUUCGGUCCGGUCAUUGUGCCGAGUUUGGACCAGGGGAGGUGA
Messenger RNA from Penicillium brevicompactum, 3750 nucleotides. Its product is annotated as WW domain protein. The record is from RefSeq and is a predicted model, not a curated record. Gene Ontology annotation, cellular component: membrane. Lineage: Eukaryota; Fungi; Ascomycota; Eurotiomycetes; Eurotiales; Aspergillaceae. Gene Ontology annotation, molecular function: protein binding. The transcript has 4 exons. The coding region runs from base 1 to 3750 and encodes 1249 amino acids.